Molecule: messenger RNA, 1008 nt
Organism: Colletotrichum navitas
Lineage: Eukaryota; Fungi; Ascomycota; Sordariomycetes; Glomerellales; Glomerellaceae
Exons: 2
Coding region: 1-1008 (335 amino acids)
Biological process (GO): tetrahydrofolate interconversion
Cellular component (GO): cytosol
Molecular function (GO): methenyltetrahydrofolate cyclohydrolase activity; methylenetetrahydrofolate dehydrogenase (NADP+) activity
Source: RefSeq, a predicted model, not a curated record
AUGUUCUCCGAGAAGUUUAGUACGGCACUAUUCGACGAAAAAAACGAAACCCAACUCACCACCUCUAACUUCAACCAAGCAUGUUUUCUUAGAGGGAAUCCCAUAGUGGAAAGUUUGGAGAGGUGGUGCCUCAGAAACAGCAGAUGCCCAAAUGGCCCUAAGCCUAUGCUAGCUGUCGUAUAUUUUGACACAGGUGAUGAUGCCCAAGAAUAUCUCCAGAUUAAAGCUGAAGUGGCAGCCAAGGCUGGAAUCGGUUACAUACCUCACAAACUUCUGCCUAGUGCAUCAAUCAAUGAGGUCCUCGAACAGAUUCACAAACUCAACACAGACCACUGCACGCACGGCAUCUUGGUUCAGCGACCUAUACCAGAGCAUCUUUGCCAGGACGAAGUGAUGUACAGCAUCAAAAGAGCGAAGCACAUCGAGGAGUAUGCAGAAAGCAAACGCACCAAUAUUGCUGUCGAUGGAGUAAUGCGCCUGCUUACUGCAUAUCACAAGCUAUGGAUGCUUGACCUCAACAUCAUCAUCCUUGGGGGCACCAACAUAAUUACGCCAGAGUUUCAAGCUGAAAUCAAGCGUCAACACUCGCAUGUCGAGACGCCCUCGAAAUGGGAAGAAACAAAGAUAAAUGGCAAGCACAGUACGGUUCUAAUUACGGAGCUCAACAAAGGGGGAAUUAUCAAGUCAACCAUGCUAGGUCCCAGUGUUAAAUUGGUCAUCGACUUAGGGUUCGACGUCAUCUCGAAAAUAGGUGAUCUGGACCCAAGGGUGCAAUGCAAGGAUUUGAUAGUUGUUCCCACACCAGGAGGCGUAUUACCCAUUGUGCUAUGGCUCAUGAUGGAACGCACGAUAAGGUGUUCAAAGAUUCCUGUUACUUCUGUGCCGACAGAUACGCGGUUUGUUUCUAUAUCACGAUUUAAAUGGGUUUCAGUCUCAAUUUGCUCUGUUUCUUUCCUCGUAUGUUUGUCUAUAUUUAUAUAUGUAUUAAAUUUCCAUUUCUGUCAAUAG